UGACGUCACCGAGCGGUGGCGGGAAACCCGGGGGUGGGGGGGAGGUGAAGCGGUCGUGGGAAUGGCUGAGCUGGACUCGGACGCGGGGAGCGAUGAGGUGGUGCUCACGCCGGCUCAGCUCAUCUGCAGUUUAGAGGAGGCUUGGAUGAAUGAGAAAUUUGCCCCGGAGCUGCUAGAAAGCAAAACAGAAAUUGUUGAAUGUGUCAUGGAGCAGCUUGAACAUAUGGAAGAGAAUCUGAAACGAGCCAAACAAGGGGACCUAAAAAUCAGCAUUCAUCGCAUGGAAGUAGAAAGAAUCCGUUACGUUCUCAGCAGUUACUUGCGCUGCCGACUUCGGAAGAUUGAGAAAUAUUUCCCCCAUGUCCUGGAGAAAGAAAAGACUCGGGCAGAAGGAGAACCAUCUAUCUUGUCCCCAGAAGAGUUUGCCUUUGCUAAAGAGUUCAUGGCAAACACAGAGAACCAUCUCAAAAACGUUGCACUGAGACAUAUGCCUCCAAACCUUCAGAAAGUUGAGUUCCUCAAAGCCGUUCCCAAGCCCAACCUGGAUGCCUUUGUCUUCUUGAGAGUGAAAGAGAAACAAGAAAAUAUAAUGGUGGACCCGGAACAUGAUGAGCAGAGAGAUUAUGUGAUUGACCUGGAUGAAAACUCCCAACAUUUGAUCCGCUACAAGACAAUUGCUCCUUUGGUGGCCUCUGGGGCAGUUCAGCUCAUAUAGACCCGAUGGAUUUACAGAUGCCAAUCCUAAGACUGACCCUGUGUGCCUGGGGAGCCAGUUCUUGAUGAAUAACCUUGGGAAUUUAAUUCAACUGGUUUAAUUCCAGCAUCGGAUGCCCGAACGGCUGUUCGGUGCUGCUGAAAGAAUGGUGCGCGAUUCCAUCGGAAACAGGGUCCUAUCCACACCAGAGAAAGGGAGGGUGCUGGCAUUGGAGAAAAGAUUUGGAAAGUGGAGCAGUCCAGCUCAGCAACUUAAGGGCAUGUCCUUACCUGUCCAGCGGGUGGCAGUAGGCCUGCUCCCGAAGGGCCAGAUUCAAGCAAUGGAAUGAAAAUAUGAAAUUGUCUAGUUAAGAGUGGUAACUUUUUUUUUUCUCUAGAGCUAUGAUGGCAAGCCUAUGGCACAGGUGGCACGCAGAGUUCUCUCUCUGGGCACGCGAGCCGUUGCCCCAGUUUAGCUCCGCCGCACAUGCACCUUCCGCUGGCCAGCUGAUUAUCAGGUCUCUGCUGCUUAUGUCGUGUCCCACUCCUCCUCUGACAACCGGGUCGGGGAAGUCUGUAUCAUGCGUGGCCACAAAGCCUCUGCAGCUCUGCCAAAUUCCUAUCAGAGUUCUCAGGACAGGCAGGAGUUCAAGGUGUGACUUCAGCAAUCCAGAUUAGACUUUGCCUGACUCAAAGAAUGCCAGAAAGCAGAUCCUUUAUAUAGGCCAUGGGGUGUGGCUCCAUGACUCAGCACUUAUCCAGGCCUGCCCCUCCCUUCCUUUUGCUGACGUCACCUCUCCAUUCUCCGAAAGCGUGGAUCUGUCCAACCUCCAACUGCCGGCAAUUCCAGCUCCUCAGGCUCACAUGCUGUGGGAGAGGGGUCUAUUUGCUCCGUUUGUCCGGGCAUGGUGCCAGGACUGGGGGCUGGAGGCAUGCCAGGACAUUCUUCUGCACUAUCAGUCUCUGGCAGGAGAUGAGAAGGGCCCGGCUGCGGAGAG
Messenger RNA from Ahaetulla prasina, 1691 nucleotides. It is a transcript of the gene GINS4, whose product is annotated as GINS complex subunit 4. NCBI's taxonomy places the organism in Eukaryota, Metazoa, Chordata, Lepidosauria, Squamata, Colubridae. Gene Ontology annotation, biological process: DNA-templated DNA replication; double-strand break repair via break-induced replication. The record is from RefSeq and is a predicted model, not a curated record. The transcript has 7 exons. Bases 62 to 715 code for a protein of 217 amino acids. Gene Ontology annotation, cellular component: GINS complex.